AUGGUCGACAUAGAAAGCCACAUGCCGCUUAAGGCGAGCGACCGCCUACUUUCCGUGCCGACUUACCCUCAUACGUCGCCCAUCAACACUUCAUCGGACAGCAUACCCUUGAAUACGCUUUCAACAGGGUCGUCUUUGUCAAGAGAAAACCUCGUCAAUCCCGUCUCCAAGCCCAGAAGAUUUACGAUACCGUACCAGAAUAAACUGCAGAUCCUAUCAGUGGCAGUUCACGUUUUAGCAGUCGCUAUUACUAUCGUUAUUGUCCAGUUCAGACUUCGCGAGAUAUACUGGUUUGACCAAACCGCAAAGCUUGAUCUACUCGGAAUGGAGAUCAAGGCCGAGUCAAACACAUCAGCUCUCCAGUUUGCCGCCAAGAUCCACGAGGCUCUCAUCCAAGUGCCAUAG
Messenger RNA from Fusarium subglutinans, 405 nucleotides. Its product is annotated as short-chain dehydrogenase. The transcript has a single exon. NCBI's taxonomy places the organism in Eukaryota, Fungi, Ascomycota, Sordariomycetes, Hypocreales, Nectriaceae. The record is from RefSeq and is a predicted model, not a curated record. The coding region runs from base 1 to 405 and encodes 134 amino acids.